CAGACGAGUAACCGGCAGCAGCGCAUCCAUCGAUACACUUUUGGACAGUCAUCUGAUCUCCGGGGAUGGAAGUCGCGGGUUGUUGUUUGAGGAGUCGGUUGCUAGAGCUAUCCCUGCAAAACUCGUCAAAAAAGUAGACUCGCAAGCAACUGGGUCAUAA
This is a messenger RNA of Acaulospora colombiana, 160 nucleotides long. The record is from the annotation of a GenBank genome assembly. Lineage: Eukaryota; Fungi; Glomeromycota; Glomeromycetes; Diversisporales; Acaulosporaceae.